Molecule: messenger RNA, 5966 nt
Organism: Pomacea canaliculata
Lineage: Eukaryota; Metazoa; Mollusca; Gastropoda; Architaenioglossa; Ampullariidae
Product: leucine-rich repeat-containing protein 9-like
Exons: 35
Coding region: 152-4729 (1525 amino acids)
Molecular function (GO): protein binding
Source: RefSeq, a predicted model, not a curated record
UCCAAGCGUCAAGCUUUUGAAAUGGCGGCUACUCUACUUCCUACAUAGAUACUCUUUGGUCUUGGGAGCUGAAGAUGGCAAAAGAGCUUUAAUCAGUGUUAAAACAGUACUAACAACUGGUAUAAUUCUAGUUACUCAAGACAUCCACAAAAUGUCAGCUGCAUCCUCGCCAGAAGCAACCACCAGUAGCUCACUGUCUUCACUCACGCCGUCUACAUUUAGAAAAGAGCCACAACUAUCAGCACUUUCAGGAGAAAAUGUUUCUGAAGCAAGCCCACCGUUGUCUUCUAAAAGCAAUGACGAGGAUAUACUGAAAGAAGUUUGUCUGAACAAUGGCGUAACAUAUACCAAAAUAAGUGAGGAGGGGCCAUCAGUGGAUGUUCUUGAGAUGUUUUUCUCUGGUUUUUCUCGCAUUAUUGGGAUGCAUCACUUUCCUAAUAUUCACACACUCACCAUCAUAGGGCAGAGCAUUUCACAGAUUGUUGGACUUACUCCACUUUCCAAGCUGAGGGAGCUGUGGGUAGCAGAAUGUCAGGUAGAGAAAAUUGAAGGUCUAGAAGAGUGUACUAAGUUGCAGAAGCUUUACCUUUAUGGCAACAAGAUUGAAGCCAUUGAAAAUUUGGAUAAUCUUCUUCUGGAGGUUUUGUGGUUAAAUGGCAAUGCCAUUAAAAACAUUGAGAACCUAUCACAUCUGCAACAACUAAGAGAGCUAAAUCUGGCUGAAAACAUCAUCAGUAAAAUUGGUCAUGCUUUGAACUCAAACAUUUACAUUGAAGACUUGAACUUAUCUGGGAAUCCAAUCUCUUCUUUGCGGGAUGUAACAAAUCUCAUGCGGCUGCCCAAUCUCAAAAGUCUCAGUUUUAAAGAUCCACUGUACCAGCCUAGCCCUGUUGCAACUUUGUGUAAUUACUCAGCUCACAUUCUCUUUCACCUGCCCUCACUUUGUCGCCUUGACACAUACGAUGUAACCUCCAAGAACCUGAAAGAUCUUGCACAGAGCACAGUCCUGAAAAAGAAAAUGUACUAUAACAUGCGUACAAAGACGGUGAAGAGGAACAUGGCUAGCUUGCUGCAGAAGAUGGAAAGGCACAAAGAACUGGAUGUCCUGAUGAUACCUUACCAGCGCCUCCGCACACUCACCUAUGCAAUUAAAGAGAUAGAACGAGAAAUAGAAGAAUGUGAAAGGACCUUGUGUCAAACUGCUGAUGUGCAUGACAGUGACACAGAAAGUGAGAGAGAUGCUCAUGAACAGUUUAAAACUGGUGAUAGAAGCAUGUCACGGGCAUUUCAGACCAAGCUGACAUUGCUGAAUGAGAGAAAGGCACACUGGGAGCGGAAAUGCUCAGAAGUGGAAGAAGUUUUCAAGGAAGCAAAGCAGCGGCUCCAGCAAAAAGCUGACACUAUCAUAAACAGGCUGGAAAUAGAACUUGAGACAGGUGGUAAUGUCAGAUUUGAAGAGGGAACCCCAGAAGAUCUUUGGUUUACAUCAUGUCGUGACUUGGUCAUGUCACGGUUUUGUGCCAAGGAUUUCCUGUCACAUGACAUCAUAGGGGUGACAAUUCACAAAAUUAUACGUAUCCAAAAUCGUAUUCUUCGGGAACGUUUUGACAAGCAAUUUUUAAGGAAUACUAAUGAAUUAGCAAAAUACUGCCGUGGUAAAAAAAACACAAAUUACAAAAGACUCUUGGAAUACCUUUUCUGGAUAUGGGAUCCUGAUAUGCCAGGGGGAUGGAAUGAGCCUGCACGUGUGCCUGAAGAAGGAUUCAUGGAUGCUGAGAGUUACAAGAUGCUGGGACGUCCAGCAGCAGUGCCUCUCAGCAACAGUUUGUACCUUGCUGACCGCCACAGAAUUGCAUCCACAAUAAAAUAUCAGCGGGAACAUGGCAACAAUGACCCCUGCCCCUUUAGAUUUGGUCAGAUGGUAGUAUCCAAAACAUACCUUGGAAAAAGUAUGAAAUUCCUCAACAAGCCGGUUGCAACAGAGUACUAUCCAGCGAUUGACACCAUCUUCAAGUCAUGGUUGUCCUGCUUCCCUCACAAAGAAGAAAACUUUUGUGAGUGCAGACAACGGCAAUGUGAGUGGUAUGUCUUCAACCAUGAGUUUGUCCUUCCAGAAUACAUCAUCGAGUUUGAAUAUAUCACUAAGGAGUCUCCUGAGUUUCCUUUCAUUUCCUUGCCAGAAAAACUGUCAGGAAACAAGAUGUCAGAUAUUCUUCUCAUGUCUCCGAAAACAGUUGAUGACAUUUCAGACAGCGUUGUUCUAAACAUGGAACCGGAAGUGCCACAUCAAAAUCGAAUUGUAUCUAUGACUGAAGAACAGCUCCUGAAAAUGGGUCCAGCUCAUAUUUUAAGUGCCAUAACUUACCUGAAUCUCCAUGGCAAUGGACUGUCAAAGAUGAAGGGUAUUCAAAGCCUGACCUCUCUGAAGAAGCUAAUUGUCAGCUUCAAUGAACUGACUACCCUGGAAGAUAUUUCUCAGAUGGAUCUUGAAUAUUUGGAUGCCAGUUACAAUAACAUUGUCACACUUGAGGGAAUGAAGUCUGUAAAUCUUCUAAGUCACUUAGAUUUAAGCUGGAACAAACUACAGAACUCAGAGAGGACAUUGACAAUUCUCUUUAGGAAUUCAGCAGCUGUGAGUCAUCUUGAUUUACGUCAUAACCUCUGGAAAAAGCCUGAAGCCUUGCAUUUUCGUCUCAUCGGGAACUUGAAAAAACUGGUGUGGCUCAAUGGGGAGAGUGUAGGUGAGAACGAAGUGAAUAUAGCCUUGAGGCAAUCUGCUGGAUCGUGCUUGUCCCAGCUGUUGGUGCUGGGCAACUCACGUGCUGACACUUCAUUACCCAGGUCACUUGUCCUUGGCUCAGGAGCUCACAUCAUCAUGCAGGUCAGCCGUCUAAAGCCAGAGAAGGUUUCAGAGGCUGACAACAGCUGGUAUUCUUUGGUGACCACAUUGAAGCUAGAUGGUCUGCACAUCACCAAGUUAUGUAACUUGGAUCUUUUGGAAAACCUAAGAUGGGCAUCCUUUGAUAACAAUGACCUCACGAAGAUAGAGGGACUUGAUAACUGCACAAUGCUGGAAGACCUGUCACUGGACAACAACAGAAUUGUUGAAAUCAGAGGUCUGCUGAAGUUAACCAGGCUUUGCCGUCUGAGUCUAGUCAACAAUGAGUUGAGCUCAGUGGAUGCAGAGGUCAUGGCAUGUCUGCCCAACCUAACCUUUCUAGCACUUGACAAAAAUUUCCUGACCUUGAUGGCUGGUCUACAGCAUGCCCAGUCCCUUGUGGAGCUCUACAUCAGCAACAACCUCAUAAAAAACAUACAUGAGAUAUUCUUUCUAAAGAACCUUGUCAGGCUGGUGAUUCUGGAUAUGUAUGGUAACCCCGUGUCGAGAGAAAUGGAGAACUGCCGCUUGUUUAUCAUUUUUCACCUGAGAAUGUUGAAGGCCCUCGAUGGUGAUGCAAUAGAAGCCCAUGAAGGCAUUGCAUCCAGGGAAGCUUUUGGUGGACGUCUGACAUUAGAUUUUGUGGCUGAGAAGGUGGGCCACACCACAUUUGAAGAUGUGCAAGAGCUGGAUUUUCCAAACUUUGGGAUUCGAGCAGUUGAUCUGGGUCCUGCUGGUCGGUUUAUGAACCUGAGAAGCCUCAACCUUGAAAACAACAAUUUAACAUCUUUUAAUGGCUUGACCAACCUUCUCAACCUCAGAGUGCUGUGUGUGAAUAACAACCACAUUGAGUGUAUCGUUCCGCGCAUGAAAGCAACCACAAUCAAAUCAAGACCCACACCAGGCAACACUAACAAAGUUGCUGUUGAUUUGAAUGCUGAGACACUUACACCUCUUCUCGAACGUUUGGAGGUGCUUCAUUUAGGGAACAAUGGCAUAAAAGAUAUGGCUGCAUUACAGCUUGGUCGUCUACCGUCACUCAAGGCCCUUUUCUUGCAAGGCAAUGAGAUCACCAAAGUAGAGGGCCUGGAGAGGCUGCAUGACUUGAGAGAGCUUGUACUGGAUCGCAACAAGAUCAAGGCAGUGUCAGAGUUUUCUUUUGCCAGUCAGUGGAACUUGCAAGAAUUGCACAUAGAGGAAAAUCGUCUACGAGAAGUUGGAGGAUUGAAUUUGCUGGAGAAUCUGAAGCGCCUUUACCUUGGUUCUAAUCGAAUCCAUGAUCCUGCUGACCUGGAAAAACUGGAAACAUUGUACAACCUAAGAGAUAUAUCACUCAUCAACAACCCUGUGACACGCCGAUUGAUGCACAGGGUAGUGCUGAUUCAUCACUUGCCAAAUCUGUUGGUAAUUGACGGCAUUACUGUCACUGAGGAUGAACAAUACAGGACAGAAACAUGCUAUUCUGAUCAGUCAUUAGCCACACAGACAGAGCCAUCUCUACCUGGAAUUCCACCCAACCCCAUAUACAAAAACUCCGUCCCUGUCAAAGUGACAACUGUGCAGCUGUGCUCAUCACCUUUGUGGCCGCCUUACUGUUUUGAUGAUAAUGAGGUUAUGCAGCGAGGUGCUGGCCGAAGACGUGUACAGCCCCGAUCUGAAAUAUCACGCACUGUAACAUGCCAGAAUCUUAACAGUGCAGUAGGCAACAAUAGUUCUUUACAGAACAACAGCAGCCGUACAGGUGGCAGCAGCAACAGCUAUCAUUUUGUUGGGCAUAUCGCUCCAAACCAGACUUCAGAAUAUAUUGCGCAGAUUGCUCGGUUGCAGCAACAGCGAUUAAACAAGCGAUAAUCUGACAAGUUGUUGGGAUUUUGAUUGAAACAUUGUCUCCAGUCAACAAACCCUGAAAGCAUUGCAUCUGAAGGCUGGAUUGAUUCUGUGGAUCAUAUCAGAUUGUUUUCAGCCUCUCUCAGAAUCCAGAUGCCAGAAAAUGUGGCAUCAAGAACACAGUCUCAUAAAAGUCGGUUUUCUACAGCAGUCAAUAAAUAAAGUUAGCACAUUGCUACCUUGUGAAUAAAUUAUAUAGUUGUAUGUUCAGAAUGGGAGCUUUGUUAUUGCUGCAAGAGUGUUUAUCCAACUCCUUUAAAUUUCUUACAUCUACUUUUGUAGUAUAAGAACAAUACCUUACUGCUUGUAAAGCAGCUGAAAAGUCUUUACCCCCUGUACACCGUGGUGCCCAUGUAAAAAAUUAGCCCAUUUUCUUGAUAUGAAAUGUUUUUCUUUGGUUUGUCACAAGACAAAAAUUUCAAAGAAAUAUUUAUUUCUGCCAAAAAAACGUUUGUAUAUGGCUUUGUUUUUUAAUUCAACAGUUUUUCCUUUUAAAAUGUUUUGGAGAAAGAGUAGACUAGAAUUCUGUUGUUGAGUGGUACAGUUUGUGCUGUUACUUCAGAAUCUUUAUUAAGCUUAUGGUGGAAAUCAAGGUCACCAAGAUAAGACCAUCCAUAUCCUUGUCAUACUUCUGAAGGAGUCAAUCUUGCUCAGGAAAUUGUCUUGCAGAUUAGACCACUGUACCUUUUCAUAUGGUUCAGUGGUCAUAAGCACAAGUGUGAUAAUUCUACAGGUGCAAGGUCAGUGAUGUCUUUCAUACAGCUGUGACAUCGGUGACACCUGUCACACAGCUGUGAAAGCAUGCAAGUCACAGGCUACUGAUAUAAUCAAAUCUGUGCCACAAACUGUGAAAUCACUUAUAUAAAUAUUCACAAGUAGGUCUUGGAAUUGUUGGUAUAAAUAUGUUCAUCUAAAUGUUUUGAAGUCUUUUAACAUGUGAAAAUGUAAUACUCAGUGACAUCAAUACUUGAACUUUAAAUGUGUCAGGAAAAGUUUUAUUUUUAUACCUUAUGAUUUUCUUUAACCUCACUAUGUGAUAGUAAGGAUAAUAUGAUAGAUCCUACUUGAAUAUUAUCCUAUUUUUAUGUCUAAAACAUUUUGGUGUAUGUUCACAUCUCAGCAGACUGUUAUUUGGGCACCUUGUGAAUGUUGCCUGAUAAAUGUGUGUUAUAACAAUAUUUGCUAUAAAAUUAUCACAUUC